AUGACCUUUAAGCGCCAAUUGAAGGACUUCCUGGUCACGUCCGUCCUGCUGGGAAGCUUGUUCGGCGCUGUCGUCGCAGAGGACGAGUCCAUCCUGAACACCGAGGUUGCGCGCCUGAACAACGAUACUUUAUUAUGGGGACCUUACAAGCCAAAUCUUUAUUUCGGAGUCCGCUCACGGACGCCCAAGUCUCUGAAUCUGGGCUUGCUAUGGGCGAAGCUCGACAACUACAAUGAGGUCCAGCAUCACAUAAGGUAUACCUGCGAGCAGAACGAGGGAAUGGCCGGUUAUGGCUGGGACGAGUACGACACUAGGAGAGGAGGCGUACAAACCAUCCAUGAUGCUCAAAACCAAAUUGACAUUAGCACGUCCUUUGUCAAAAUCCCCGGUGGUGCAAAUGGUGGCAGCUGGGCGGCAAGGAUCAAGGGAGAACUGCGACCAGACGCGGCCAAGGACCUCAAGACAGGCGUCUGGCUGUACAUCACACAGGAGGGCCUGGGAAGUCUCGAGACCGUGGGCUCCGGCGACGAUAAUGGUUUCCCCGAAGACCUUGCCCUCGUAGGAAACUCUGAGUUCCUGGGCGACUACAAAAUUUCGGUCACCAAAGGAACUGGCAACCAUCCCGACGGAGACGAGAGGCUUGGAAAGGAGCGCGAUCUUAAAAAGACGUCCGUUCAGUCAACCAGCGUUCCCGAGGAAGCGCUCUGGCAGGCAAAGCCCGUCAUCUUCCGUCAGCUCAAGGAGCACAUUGACAAUAUUCAAUCGCGCUUCGCGGACGAGGACGCGCCACCGCCCUGUGACGUAUACGCUCUCCCGCACAAGCCUGGUGGCGGCAACGUCCACAUCAUCCAGAAGAUAUUCGAAGGGCCGUUUGAGUUUGAUGUCAUCUUCAACAGCGCAUCGGCUGGGAAAGAGCUCAGCAGCGACGAUGUUACUCGGGAGAUCCGUUCCACUACCGAGGCAUUUGGCGAGCGGUUCUCUGAUGUUUUCAACCUAAAGGCGCCAUUCACGGCGGACAAGUACAAGAAGUUUGGCCGUAGCAUGUUUUCGAACCUCAUUGGUGGUAUAGGCUACUUUUACGGAGAUUCUGUGGUCGACCGCUCCUACGCUCCCGAGUAUGAAGAGGAGAACGAAGGCUUCUGGGAAGAGACUGCCCAGGCCAGAGCUCGCAAGCAAGAGGGUAUGGAGGGUCCUAGUGAGCUGUUUACCAGCAUUCCAUCCCGGCCUUUCUUCCCUCGUGGUUUCUUGUGGGAUGAAGGCUUCCAUCUGAUCCCUAUUGCCGACUGGGAUAUGGAUCUCACUUUGGAGAUCGUCAAGAGCUGGUUCAAUUUGAUGGAUGAUGAUGGAUGGAUUGCAAGAGAGCAGAUCCUGGGGGCCGAAGCUCGCAGCAAGGUUCCCGCCGAAUUUCAGGUACAAUACCCUCACUACGCAAACCCGCCGACUUUGUUCUUUAUCAUAGACACAUUCGUCGAGAGGCUGCGCAAGUCGAACGGCAGCAUGCCUGCGCACAAAGAGCAGCUCUCUCAGGGAGCGUCGGUUGCCAACGCGCACAUUGAGAACCCCGUCAUAGGCACUGAGUUCCUGCGCAACUUGUACCCGCUACUGCGUAGACAGUAUGACUGGUUCCGUAAGACCCAGAAGGGAGAUAUCAAGUCGUACGACCGCGAGGCGUUUUCCAAGCGGGAGGCCUACAGGUGGCGCGGUCGAACAGUCCAACAUGUUCUCACCAGCGGUCUGGACGACUACCCUCGCCCUCAGCCCCCUCACCCUGGCGAGCUGCACGUCGAUCUCAUGUCUUGGAUGGGUCUCAUGACCAAAUCUCUUCUCAACAUUGCCGAUGCGUUGGGAAUGCACGAAGAGGUCGCUGAGUUUCAGAAGAACUUGGACGCCAUUGAGCGCAACCUAGAUGACCUGCACUGGUCCGAGAAGGAUGGAUGCUACUGUGACGCAACCAUUGACGCUUUUGAGGAGCACCAGCUGGUGUGCCAUAAGGGCUACAUCUCUUUGUUUCCGUUCAUAACCGGUCUCCUCAAGCCUGACAGCCCGAAACUAGGGAAGACCUUGGAUCUGAUAGGUGAUGAGGAAGAGCUCUUCAGCCCUCAUGGUAUUCGCAGUCUGAGCUUGAAGAACGAGUUUUACGGCACGGCUGAGAACUACUGGAGAAGCCCAAUUUGGAUCAACAUCAACUAUCUCACUUUGGUACAGCUCAAGAAUGUUGCUACUCAGGAUGGCCCCUACAAGCAAAAGGCCAAGGAUUUGUACACCAAACUUCGAAUCAACCUCAUUGAUACAGUCUACAAGAGCUGGGAGGAGACGGGCUUCGCCUGGGAACAGUACAACCCUGAGACUGGCAAGGGGCAGCGAACGCAGCACUUUACGGGCUGGACCAGCCUGGUGGUGAAGAUUAUGACCAUGGAUGACUUGAGCGAGGGUGCCGCUCCUCCAAAGGCCCCUGAGAAGGACGAGCUUUGA
This is a messenger RNA of Pyricularia pennisetigena, 2472 nucleotides long. RefSeq lists its product as uncharacterized. The coding region runs from base 1 to 2472 and encodes 823 amino acids. Gene Ontology annotation, cellular component: endoplasmic reticulum membrane. The transcript has 3 exons. Lineage: Eukaryota; Fungi; Ascomycota; Sordariomycetes; Magnaporthales; Pyriculariaceae. Gene Ontology annotation, biological process: oligosaccharide metabolic process; protein N-linked glycosylation. Gene Ontology annotation, molecular function: Glc3Man9GlcNAc2 oligosaccharide glucosidase activity. The record is from RefSeq and is a predicted model, not a curated record.